CUUGCUGGUCACCAGCCUAGCGAUGAUGGCUCCGUAAAUAUAGUGAGUUCUUUGGGUAGGAUCCAACAGUAUAUUGAGCAUUGCUGUGGACGCCAAGAAAUACGAUUAUGGCAAGGACAACUUGAUAGGUUAGUAUUGCAUCAGUUCAAUCACUAUCAUUAAUGGUAAUUUAGAUGAAAGGAUUUGUUUACUAUACUGAAACCACAUGCGUGAUUUACGUGCCAUUCGAUACCCUGAAUAUCAUUUCGGAGGAAAAAAAAUAUAAAAUAAUAUUUCCACACGAAACACAAUUCUACUUAAUAUACAUCCAUAUGGAAAUCGCCCAUCAGGCAAAUAGGUUUUCAUUUUUUGUUGUUGUAGUCUCCCAUUUCAAAUAAAAAAAUUUGUUUAACUUUCACGUAGAGCCAAUCAGACUACAAGGAUAAGCAAACAGUAGGCAACAAUCCUCUGUAAAUCGCGCUGAAAGCUUAUUUUGAUGCAAAUUAUUUGCUAAAAAUGGCUUUGAAUGUAUAUCUUAGUUGAAUUUGACCAAACACGCCACCAGGAAUUUGUUGUUUUCAUCAAAGUUCCCCGGAAAGUCUGGUUGGUAUAGCCAAUGCAUUACAACAAGGUUGCUCUACACAUAUUUAAAGUAUCAAAAUUUUUGUCCUAAAAUAAUUUACCGAAAACGGGAAAAUAAUUUCAGUUAGGAAUUAUUAUGUUACGUUUAAAAAGGAAACGAAAUCUGUUUCGUUUUCCCUAAAAUCUGUGAUGGUUUAUUUACAGGUCUGCUUCACAAAAAGCCGCAAGGAACAAACAAAAUCCCCGAGAGGCUUAUUUCAUAAUGAAAUAUACGGAAGUCGAGCGGUUUCGCCAGGUUGGCCUUCCUUUUCUUUCUAAAAUGUCCUAACGGUAUUUCUUUAUUUUAAUUUAUUUUGAGCAGGAAGACACAACACUUUUUAAAGUGACGUGUGACAUUUCUAUCUAAUUUCAAUAUUGUCAGGCCGAUGAUAACGAAGUGGCACCAGCUGUUUUCGGUCCCGCUAUCGACUCCGAUAGCUUUGAAUAUAAGUUUGGGGUAAGGAUGUAUCCCAAUGGAGUUGGUAACGGAAGAGGCAGGUAUGUUGCCAUCUUUGUCCACAUGAUGGAGGGUGAGCACGAUGACUUCUUAUCUUGGCCCUACGCUGGAAGAAUCACUUUGUCGGUUUUGGAUAGAAAUGGACAAAGGGACAACGACAUCAGCCACACUUUGCAAGCUAAACCAACGUUAGCUGCUUUUCAAAGGCCUCGAGAAGCCAUUUGCCCUAUUGGAUAUGGCCUCAUUUACUUCGCUAGGAUAGAACUGUUCUUCGGUCCUCAAUUUGUCAAAAACGAUGAACUGUUUUUGAAAAUUGAGUUUUCAUCCAAAUGA
Molecule: messenger RNA, 1390 nt
Organism: Pocillopora meandrina
Lineage: Eukaryota; Metazoa; Cnidaria; Anthozoa; Scleractinia; Pocilloporidae
Source: the annotation of a GenBank genome assembly